Molecule: messenger RNA, 858 nt
Organism: Tachyglossus aculeatus (Australian echidna)
Lineage: Eukaryota; Metazoa; Chordata; Mammalia; Monotremata; Tachyglossidae
Gene: TMEM221
Product: transmembrane protein 221
Source: RefSeq, a predicted model, not a curated record
AUGCCGUCGGCGCCGGGGCUGGGGUUGUUCUGGAUCCUAGCGGCCGUCAUGUCCGUGCUCUCCACGCUGCUCAUCUUCCAGAUUGGGUCCGGCCGGGCCGAGCUGACGGGGGCAUCCCGUCCGCCCGGCGGCCUCUCCCCCAGGGCCAGCGGGUUGUUGGUCCCCGUGGCGGCUAUCUGCCUGGUGCUCAACGUCAGCUGUCUGCUCCUCACCCUCCUGCGCGUCUCCUGCAGCGCCGAGCCGAGCAGGACAUGGACAGGCACAGAGAAGGCUGACUGGUUCUCCUUCGACAGCCACCUCUUCCGGCAUAUCACCAUUGGCUUCCUCUGCUGUGGGGUCUCGGUGUAUUUGGCAGCUCUGUCCAUCUACAUGCUGCUGCUCUUCGAGAUUGAAACUGGCAUCAUUGGUGCCUGCAUCCCGUCUUCUGGCAUCGUCGUCCUGCUCAUUACCGUGACCUACACCCUCGUCAGGGCUUCCCACGCUGCCCGGGGCAGUCGGCUGGAGCCGGCCCACACCCUCUUCGAGAAUGGCUCGGCCCAGCGGGGGGACGUCCCCGCCGGGGGCCUCAACGAGAGCCGGCCGGAGAUCCACCGUCAGUUCUCCUACCCGCCCUUCCUAGAGCCCCAGCUCCGCCUGACCUCACUGGCCGCCAGCGACCCUGCCCCCACAGAAGGUGCUGUUCCCACGACGCCCCGGGUCCCCGUCGGCCCCGAGCUGCUGCGGACACCGUCCGCUGAGCUGGGCCCGUUGCAGGCGCAGACCAAGUCCUGGCGUGGGGUCACCCGGGAGAUGAGGGAUGUGCUGAGCAGGAAGGCAGACAGCCCCGGGAAAGGCUCCACAUUAGCGUGAGACAAAUCA